GGUAAAAAAAAUAAAAAAAAUAAUACCUGAUCUGGUGGACCUUCAAGUGUUGUUUCUUGACUUUUAGCCGACUCAAAUGCAUAUCAAUUUUUAUAGUAUUUUUUUGCUUCUUAACUAUUUGUUUUUGAUUUGAUCUGUUUCACUGACUUAAAUCAAAUCUUGAUUCUUUGGCAUUUUCUCACCACUUCCCAUCUAUCCCCAGAGAAUCAGCUGAAUCAAGAACUGAUUUUUAGAUUAUGUUUUCUUGAUUCUUUGAAAUGGGAACUUGAUUUUCAGUUUUUCAACUCAGAUGUUGUGUUCCUUUAGCUGGAAAACUUGAAAAAGGAAAGCCCAGAAUGAGAGGAAGUUUAGCUGGUGGACCACCUAGUCCUAUUGAACCUAGACAGAGGCUUUCUGUAUUCACUGAGGAAACAAGCAAAAGAAGGUUCUUGAGAAGUAAAGUUUUCAGAGAUGGGGAGAGAGCUCUUCAUAGUCCCACCAAAAACAGGAAUUUUACCUGCAAGUUCCCAACUGUGAAGCUUAUAUUGGGUGUUAUUGCUCUGGUUGCAAUUUGGUCACUCUGGCAUUCUCCAGCAAUUUAUAACACGGAAUACAUAUCUAGUUCAGGCUCUCGGGCUGCUUUGAUGCACAGAGAGUUAAGUGGUCAUUCUUCAGCUGAUCAACGUUAUACAUCACUUUUAGAUAUUGACUGGGACCAAAUUUCCCAAGUUAUUGAGAAACUGGCCGAUAGGCAUGAGUAUCAGGGCGUAGGGAUAUUAAACUUCAAUGACAGUGAAAUUGAUCAGUUGAAGGAGUUACUACCGGACGCUGAGCAUGUAAUCUUGAACCUGGAUCACGUCCCGAAUAAUAUAACAUGGGAAACAAUAUAUCCUGAAUGGAUAGAUGAAGAAGAAGAAUUUGAGGUCCCCACUUGUCCUUCUCUGCCCAAAAUUCAGUUUCCGGGUAAACCAAGGAUUGAUCUCAUAGUUGUAAAGCUUCCAUGCAAGAAGUCUAAGGACUGGUAUAGAGAUGUAGCUCGUUUUCACUUGCAGCUGGCAGCAGCAAGGCUGGCUGCCAGUAAUAAAGGGUAUCAUCCAAUACAUGUGCUUCUGGUUACUGAGCAUUUCCCAACCCCCAAUCUGUUCACCUGUAAAGAGUUAGUUGUACGUGAAGGCAAUGCAUGGCUAUAUGAACCUAAUCUGAACACUUUAAGAGAGAAGCUCCACCUCCCUGUUGGGUCAUGUGAACUUGCAGUUCCUCUCAAGGCUAAAGCAAAUUGGCACUCUGGAAAUGUAAGACGAGAAGCCUAUGCAACUAUUCUCCACUCAGCAAAUUUUUAUGUAUGUGGAGCCAUAGCUGCAGCACAGAGUAUUCGCUUGGCAGGUUCAACCCGAGAUCUUGUGAUACUUGUUGAUGAGACUAUCAGUGACUACCACAGGGGUGGUUUAGAGGCUGCCGGAUGGAAGAUCCACACGAUAAAGAGAAUAAGGAAUCCUAAAGCUGAACAGGAUGCCUACAAUGAGUGGAACUAUAGCAAAUUUCGUCUCUGGCAGCUGACAGAUUAUGACAAAAUCAUCUUCAUUGAUGCGGAUUUGUUGAUACUGAGAAAUAUUGAUUUUCUCUUUGAGAUGCCUGAAAUAACUGCAAUAGGAAAUAAUGCAACCCUUUUUAAUUCAGGCGUGAUGGUCGUUGAACCAUCAAAUUGCACAUUUCAGCUGUUGAUGGAUCAUAUCAAUGAGAUUGAAUCAUACAAUGGUGGGGAUCAGGGGUAUUUGAACGAAAUAUUCACCUGGUGGCAUAGGAUCCCAAAACACAUGAACUUUUUGAAACAUUAUUGGGAAGGUGAUGAGGAGGAGAAGAAGCAAAUGAAAACACGUCUUUUUGGUGCUGAUCCUCCAGUUCUCUAUGUUCUGCACUACUUAGGCCUGAAACCUUGGUUAUGCUUCAGGGACUACGAUUGCAACUGGAAUGUGGGUAAGUUGCAGGAGUUUGCAAGUGAUGUGGCACACAGGACGUGGUGGAAGGUCCAUGAUGCCAUGCCAGAUAACUUACAUAAAUAUUGUUUGCUUAGGUCUAAACAGAAGGCUGCACUAGAGUGGGAUCGAAGAGAAGCUGAGAAAGCUAACUUUUCAGAUGGUCAUUGGAAGAUCAAAAUAAAGGACCCACGUUUGGAGACUUGUUAUGAAGAAUUUUGCUUCUGGGAAAGCAUGUUAUGGCACUGGGGUGAAACAAACUGGACAGAUAAUGCCACCUCUUCACCAACACCUCCCAUGGUCAAUACUGCUUCACUUUCUUCUUUGUAACUAGGAGGUUCUGUUACUAUACCUCGCUAGUCUGUAAGUAAUACAGAGUCACAACUUGAAUGUCAACCAGUGCCAUUAGUAUACAUGGUGUCAACACUUUCCCCACCCUUGAAUAUAGUCUUCUUUGCAGCUAUGUUGCUUCAAUUGUUUGCCAUCUUGUCUUGUUUCCUAUACGACUGUUUUCUCUUGGCCAAAUGGAGUGGCUUCAGGAGUUGGUUUUUCUUGACUAUCCUAUUACUUAAGUUAUAAGGGGAGCAUUGGAGCAAUCAAUUAAGUCGUCUCCGUAUGGAUUCGUGCCGUGGAAACACCCAUUGAUGCUUGCGUCAGUGUAGGCAGCCUACAUUAAGCCCCUUGGUUUCUGGCCCUUCCUCGGACCAUGCGUGAAUGUGAGAUGUUUUGUGCAACUGGUCAUCCUUUUUCUUUUUUAUUAGUGGUAAAGGUAUUGUAUUAAAGUUCAGCAAAAUGCUGCAAAGAGGAGUCACUGUCUCAUUGAGAAUCUGUCUGUUUUGAGGCGCACCGUAUCAUUGUUGUAAUGAGUGUACAAACAAAGUAAACUUACACUAUUUAUGAAAUUUGUUGAUUGUAAAAAGCCCAA
Molecule: messenger RNA, 2877 nt
Organism: Solanum tuberosum (potato)
Lineage: Eukaryota; Viridiplantae; Streptophyta; Magnoliopsida; Solanales; Solanaceae
Product: putative UDP-glucuronate:xylan alpha-glucuronosyltransferase 3
Exons: 4
Coding region: 336-2282 (648 amino acids)
Molecular function (GO): glycosyltransferase activity
Source: RefSeq, a predicted model, not a curated record